This is a messenger RNA of Oenanthe melanoleuca, 2488 nucleotides long. Its product is annotated as mas-related G-protein coupled receptor member A-like. Lineage: Eukaryota; Metazoa; Chordata; Aves; Passeriformes; Muscicapidae. Gene Ontology annotation, biological process: G protein-coupled receptor signaling pathway. The transcript is spliced from 2 exons. Gene Ontology annotation, molecular function: G protein-coupled receptor activity. Gene Ontology annotation, cellular component: membrane. The record is from RefSeq and is a predicted model, not a curated record.
AUGGGUGUUGCUGUUCCUGCUCAAACAGCAGAAGCCGAGGAGCCAAAGGACAGCCCCGUUCCCAGCCAGCCCAGUGAGGCAGAUGAGCAGUGCCACACGGUGCAUGGCCACACUGGUGACAUCUGUCUCACAGAGAUCGUCUUCUUCAAUGGGAAAAGCCACGUUUGGGGGACAGCAGAGUUUCUAUGGUUUCAGGGUUUCUGUGAUUUCUACGAUUUCUAUGGUCUCUGUUUGUCACCCCUGCAGCUGUGUAAGGAGAGGGAGAAGCAGCAGAGGUGUCACAAUGAGCGCAUUUUCCCCUGCCGUGGAGGGAGCCAGCCCGGUGGGAAGGCAUCCAAGGGGAGCUGGCAUGAGGAGAAUCACUCCAACUGGACCCACUGUGACCACAGCCACUGGAGCACAGUCCCUGUCACGCUGCUGCUGAGCAUGUGUGGAAUGGUGGGGAACAGGGCUGUGCUCUGGCCCUUCAGAUUCCGCAGCUACAGGAACCCCAUCACCAUCUGUGUGCUCACCCUGGCCAUGGCCGACUUCACCUUCCUGCUCUCCAUCACCAUCACCCUGGGGGUAUUUCUGUCCCUGAGAGCUUCUGCCACCAGCUGGGCCCAUGACAGGGCAGUGACAUCUGGGCUGAAUGUCACCAUCCUCUUGGCUUUCCCUGCUGGUAUCUACUCUCUGGCAGCCUUCAGUGCUGUGACAGAUCUGUUUGUCCUCCAGUGUCCUGCUGGCCCAGCUACCACUCCCAGCUCCUUCCCAGUGCUCCUGUGUGCCCUGCUCUGGCUCCUCUCCUUCCUGCUCACUGUCACCCUCUGUUUCCACCCUUCAGUGCUUAUGGCCUUGGUCCUGAGCUACCUCUUCUCAGUGCUCACCCUGACCUGUUCUGGUCUCUCCCUGCUGCCCAGGCUCCUGUCCUGCUCAUGGAAAUAGCCCCCAUGGGAGCUCUGUGCCCUGCUCCUGCUGCCUGAUGUGUCCUUGCCCAUUUACACCACUCAUUUUGGGUACUGGAUCUUGUUGAGAGUGUUUGACUUCUCUGUCUUUCCCCUCAGCACCUCUCUCCCACUCUCCUGUGCCAGCAGCAGUGCCCACCCUCUGAUUUACUUCCUGGCUGGGAGCUGUGCAGAGGAAUUCACCCUCUCCGGUAGUGUUGCCUUCCAGAGGAGUUUUGAGGAUGUGCCAGGGUCAGGGAAUAGGGACAACACUGUGGAAUCAUCAUCAAGUCGAAUCAUCAUUAAAUUGUGUCAUCAUAAAAUAAAACAAUAAAAUAUCCAGAGUUGGAAGGAACCCACAAAGAUCAUGGAGUUCAGCUCCUGACCCUGCACAGGAUAUCUCAACAAUCUCAUCCUUUGCCUGAGAGAAGUCUCCAAAACUCCUUGAGCUCUGUGAGGCUGGUGCUCUGUGCAGCAGGAGAACUCCUGCCUGGGGUGGAUGCUGAAUGACAUGAGGAAUCAUCAUGGAUUGGUUUGGGUUGGAAGUAACCUUAGAGAUCAUUGCAUUUCAACCCUUCUGCCAUGAGAAGGGACACCCAGGAAACCUCUUGCUUUGAAGUCUUUGCUUUGAGUCUUUCCUAUUCUACAGGUCUGAAUUGGAAUUGCUUUCUCUGUCUCAGAAAUGAGCUUCUAUACCCUGUGGAAUAAUCAAAUUGAGUCACCAAGGCUGAGAGCUUUUCCCAGUGGAUUUCCAUGGUUUGUUUACUUAGAAACAGCAUGCAGGUGGAUAAGAGAUCUCAGCACAGCAGUGCAGAACAAUUCUUGGGCAAAUCCUCUCCAUUUCCAUCAGGUCCUGACACACAGGAAGACCCUGUGGAGGCUUCACACUGAGUUUUGAUCCACAGGCUUGUGUGCAGGUGUUUGGGAUAGCCCCUGGAAGGCUUUCCCCAAAAUGCACACUCAGUUUGGGAUAGUGGGCUGUCAUGCGAGUUGGAGAAGGAUGGUCUUUAAGGAUCGUUCCAACCCAAACCAUUCUAGAAUUCCGUGGAAAACAGGAAGCUCAGCUAGGGAGUGGCCCCGGCCACCCUGGAGACAAGGAAGGUGCUUGAAAGUAGAAAAAGUGCAUUGAAGAAUCAUGAUCCUUCUGCACUUGUCUUGGGAGGGACUCCCUGGCUGAGUUCGUUCUUUCGCAAGAUGUGCCGAGAAAAGUUUCUACAUUCCAUUGGACAGGAAAAUCAGAGUGAGGAAGUAAAAAACCGUCUUAGAUGUCAAAGUCUACCUCUUCUGUUAAUUAUUAACAAGUCUGUUAAUAAAUGCUUGCGGGAUGUUUGCUCUGAUGUGUUUCUUGUGCCCCUAAAGCCUGACUCAGCACCAACGGCUUUCACUUUCCCUUACCUUCCCAGAAGCAGUGGUACCUCGAUUUCCCCUGGAUUUAAGGCAGUGGGAAAAGGAGGGACAACUCCCUCCUGGGUAGGAGAUACCUGCUGCCCAGGUCUCUUCCAGAAGGAAUGAGGAGAUCUUGGCAGUGUCAACAUCAGCUCAACCAUUGCAGGCACGUGCCUUAG